AAAUUGUGAUUAUCUUUUAAAUUUAAAUUUAUACCAAAAAUUAGUUUCUCAGUAUUAAAGCAUAGUUCCUUUCAUAGUUUAUAAAUUACUAGUCAAAAGACUGCAUAAUUUACUAUUAUUUAAAAACCAGCAUUAGCUGUAUACUAUUUCCUAUAUUUUACCACUUAAUUUAUAUCUUACAAUGGAGAACCAGAAAUUAUUAGAUUUAGACACUGAUAUUCCAGAACACGAACCAAAAACGACCUCAUUAGUCAUAGAUGAUGGAAUAUUGUCUGAAGAUAUCAAAAAUGAUUUUGAAAAUGAUGACCUUAUUCUAAUGUCAGAUAAAGUGAUGAAUACGGGUAAACAGUUAUCGCUUGAAAACAACUUUGAGGUAAUUGAUCAGGAAUUAAAAACUAUUCAUGAUGGAAAAGGAGAAGCAGGAGUUACAAAUAUAUCUAAAGAGGAAGAAAAAGACAAAUUAUUAGAUAUUGUUGAUCCAGUCUUUGAUACAUUAACUGAGGAGUCUACAACUCUUCCCAAAACCGAAUCUCCGAUUGUGAAAGAAGUAGCAGUUUCUGAAAAAAUUGAAUCUAUGGUUUUCGAUUCUACCAAAACAUUGAUAAAUCAAGAUAAUGAACCUAUAAAUGUGGUUCAAUCUGAAGUAAAAAUGGCAGAUACACCUGAAGUUGUUCCCAAAGAGAGUACCAAAAAAGAUACCGAUGAAGGAGAUGUAUGUGACAUUAAGAUUGGACCUGACGAAUUAUUUUGCAGGAUUGGAUUAGAUAAAUGGUUUAAUCCCGAAAAAUUGCCACCCAAAGUGGAGGCAUUGGUGUAUUGGAGAGAUCCUGUAUCAUCUGGCAUUGUUUUUGGUGCCACAUUAGUUGUAUUGUUGUCAUUUGCAUAUAUGUCAUUGAUCAGCGUUAUUGCCUAUUUGGCUAUGUUUAUUCAAUCUGCUUGCAUCAUAUUGCGUCUAUACAAAACUGCUUUACAAACCGUUCAUAAAACAACUGAAAGUCAUCCGUUCCAAGAAUAUUUGGACUUAGAUAUCAGGUUACCUCAGGAAAAAGCUGAAGAAUUGAGCAAACUAGCUGUUGUACACAUUAAUGCAGUGUUGGUGGAACUUCGCCGUUUAUUACUUGCUGAAGAUUUGGUGGACUCUGCCAAAUUCUUUGGUAUCCUCUGGGUGUUGACGUAUGUUGGUGCUUUAUUCAAUGGUCUUACACUCAUCAUUAUUGGAUUUGUUGCUUUAUUCACAUUACCUAAGGUGUAUGAAAACAACAAGACACAAAUUGAUCAAAAUAUUGAUGUAGUUAGGAGUAAAAUUGCUGAAUUGACAAAUAAAGUGCGAGCUGCUAUUCCAAUUGGAAAAAAGUCUCCUGAGGCAAAGAAGAAGGAAUAGAUAUUGAAAUUUUCUUAUAAAGCCCCAUUAUAUUCUUGUGGUCGAUGAUUACAAUUUUUAGGCUAAAAUUUUUUUUUAUAUAUAAAUUAGACCAUGUCGUCCCAGUAAUAUUAAAACAUUUAUACUAUUAUUAAAAAAAGUAUACAUAUUAUUAUUCCCAUUUUAAAUUUAUUUGUCAUAAUUUGGGAAAAUGUAUGUAGAAUGUCUUUCGUCAAUAUUAUUUCACUAUAUAAUGUAAUCAUGUAAAGGUUUGUGAGUUCUUUCUGUUAUCAUUUGAUCUGGUUUAGCUUUUGCUCAUUUCAUUAUUUUAUUCCGCCCUCUAAUUUUACCUAUAUUUUUAUUCCUCCAGCUAUAUAGCGAAUGAAGCUAGCUUAACUUUUAAACAACGCUGUCUGUUUGUGUAUACUUAUAUUUACUCUGUUAAAUGCGUUAAAUUUAUUACUUUUUA
Molecule: messenger RNA, 1829 nt
Organism: Sipha flava (yellow sugarcane aphid)
Lineage: Eukaryota; Metazoa; Arthropoda; Insecta; Hemiptera; Aphididae
Product: reticulon-1-A-like
Exons: 6
Coding region: 182-1381 (399 amino acids)
Source: RefSeq, a predicted model, not a curated record